Molecule: messenger RNA, 967 nt
Organism: Pipra filicauda (Wire-tailed manakin)
Lineage: Eukaryota; Metazoa; Chordata; Aves; Passeriformes; Pipridae
Product: synapsin-1-like
Exons: 3
Coding region: 1-870 (289 amino acids)
Source: RefSeq, a predicted model, not a curated record
AUGAGACUAACGCAGCCCCACCUCCCCGCGGCUUCCUUCGAAUUCUCCGUUUAUUUGCAAGGCACAUCUCCUUGUUUUGGGUUAAUUUUGAGAGUCGAACAAGGAACGCAGCCGGUCUCAAUCCUGCCCUUCCCAGACGAGGCAGGAGGAAGAAGCACCGGUUUAACGAACAGUGGCCGAACCCGCGGAGGAGCCGCCGCGCCGAACGCGCUGCAACAAAUCUCCGCCGGCCUCCGGGACGAGCCUCCCGGUCCCCGCUCCUCGCCCGUCGGUCCCGCCCCGGUGCACACGCACGCGGGUAGCCGGCGCUGCGGGGAGCGCAGCGGGACCCCGGCGGUGUGCGGGACAGAACGGAGCGUGACCCGGGGGGGCCGCGGGCGUCUUGGCACGAGGGCAGGGUGGCGCCGGGCGUUUUCCGCCUGGACUCUGCACCUCGCUGCCCUGCGGAGCCCCGACUUUCCCCGCUCGCCAGCCGAACGCCGAAGCAUCGGUGCACGGAAAAACGCUCACGGCAGGAGCACUGAGGGAGCGCCGGGGCACGGGGCCGCUGGCACGGCAGACAGCUGCCGAGGUUCGGCACCGCCACAGAGGCCGGCGGGCGCCCCUCUGGCGGACUCGCUGCCGGUUGCCCGCGGAGCUCCCCAUACUCCCCAGAACCGGGCGCUCCCCAGACCGGCUCUGCAGCCCGCAGCUCCGACGGAGCCUCCGGCGGCGGCACCCACCGCCCGGUGCCUCCCUGUCGCCAGGCCCCUGCCCCUGGCCGCCGUCGUGCGGGGCAGUCCCACUACCUGGCCCCGCUCGCUCGCUAGCCCCGGCGGAGCGGUUCCGGCCCAGGAGGAGCUGCCGCCGGCCACGCAUGGAGGCAACUGAUCCAACCGACUCUCCCCGCCUCGGAAGGAUGGAUGUGAACGAGCUGCGAAGUGUAGUUACCAAUAACAAUAACAAUAAAUUAUCGGGCUGUUGCUCA